AUGGUCCUGACCCUACGUGCCCCAGCGAUGACACCAAACCCAGUCACCUCCUUAACCAGUCCACCCACCUGGACCGAUGGACACCCAAAACCAGUUGCCUCCAUUAACCGUCCCCACCCUGGAAUCAGGAAUAGCCAGCCCCCCUCCCCGUGCCUAAGGACCACCACCAUGUCUGACCGGAUGAGCCCCACCCACAUGUCCUUGAACCCUGGACGAUGCAACCCACCAGUCUCGCCCUGGACCCGAGCACCACCAUCUGUCCUGACCCUAGACGAGUUGCCACCCAAAACCCAGUCCCACCUACCAACCAGUCCCCCCACCACCUGUAAUCCAGGAACCACAGCAGGACCCAAUGGCCAGGUCACCCCACCAUGUCCUGACCCUGGACGAUGCACCCACCAUUUCCUUGACCCUGGACGAAUGCCACCAACCCAAGUCAUCUACCUAACCAGUUCCAACCCACCUGUAAUCAUGGAACCAGCACGCCCACGUGCCCAGGGCCAUGGACCACCCACCAUGUCCUGGACCCUGGACGAUGACCACCCACCAUGUCCUGAACCCCUGGACGAAUGCACCCCACCAUGUCCUGACCCUGGGACGAUGCCCCCUCCCAUAGUCAUUGACCAUGGACGCUGCCAACCCCCACCAUGGUGUCCUGACCCCCUGGACGAUGCCGCCAAACCCCAGUCACCUAACCAACCUGGUCCACCCACCUUUAAUAUCAGUAACCAGCAGCGCCCAGGGCCAUGGACCACCCCCACCAUGUCCAUGAACCCUGGACGAUUGACCAACCCCCAUGUCCUGAUCCUGGACGAUGCACCACCAUGUCCUGACCCUGACGAUGCACCCACAUGUCCCGACCCUGGACGAUGCACCACAUGUCCGACCCUGGACGAUGCACCCCCAUGUCACUGCCUGGACGAUGCACCCACCAUUCCUGACCCGGACGAGUGCAACCACCCAUGCCUGACCUAG
Macrobrachium nipponense is the source of this 975-nucleotide messenger RNA. RefSeq lists its product as uncharacterized. The transcript has 2 exons. The record is from RefSeq and is a predicted model, not a curated record. The coding region runs from base 1 to 975 and encodes 324 amino acids. NCBI's taxonomy places the organism in Eukaryota, Metazoa, Arthropoda, Malacostraca, Decapoda, Palaemonidae.